CACCGCAUGGUGAGGGGUCGAACUUACUGUGAACAUCACAUAGGCGUACAUUCCAACAUAGAAGUUAGUGGAUUAAAAAUGCAUCUGGACAAGGAAGACAAUUACCUUAUAGACAAAAACAAGAUCGACAGUGUGAACAAAUAUAUUUACACGAAAUUCCCGACAUUUGACCUUCACAAGAAAGUAAAAAAUUACAACAACAAGAUAUCCGAAUUGAUGAUAGAAAAUGAAAAGUUAAAAAAGUACAAAAGUAAUUUGGAGAAAAGAAUAAUAAGAGGUAACGAAAAUUUUGAAGUCAAUUUUAUGAAAUAUGAGCUAGCCAUUUCGAAUGCCUUACGUAUUGGCUAUUCAUGCAUAUACCUAUGCAAUGCACUAAAUAAAAUUAUAGACAGGUAUAAGUUAACCGUCUUGAGGGAGCUACUCAGAAGAAGAGAUCAAUUCAAAAAUAAUCUCAUCAAAUCUUACAUGAAUAAAAACUCGCACGAUAAGCUAUUCAUAAACAGUAUGGUUAUGAAGAUAGAGGGAGUAUAUGAAAGGAACAGGCAUUUUGUCACUACCGUUUUGGUAAUCUUGGUGAAGAACAAAUUGAGAGAUAUUUUCAAAUUGUUCGUCUGCAAUGUUUUGGGGAUUCCCAUUGGGGGGACCUAUACCUUCAAUGGUUUAUCCUCAGGAAGGGAAAACUCGGACAGGGUGACAUCUUCCAGAAGGGGGAAUGGUCACUAUGUUGAGCUGACCAUGGAUGAAAGAAUUCAGUAUACAUCCGGGUUUAUAAAAUUAAUGGACGUUUUAAAAAGUAAAGUCUACGGAGCAGUUAGAGUUUUCUUCAUCAGUUUGAAGAGGCAUAAUGAUGAGUAUGAUUUGUAUGCACGUGGUGUGUGGAGGUCCUUACCACUUAGCAAAAGGGAGAGUAUCCAGUUUGCCAUGAACGGCGGAGACACGAAAAAAGGUGCAAUCAGAAAUUGCGUAAGAGACAAGGGUAACAGUCGGAAUGAUAAAUUAUUCAGGAGAUAUAACUCUUUAGUGGGCCAAAAAUUAAUUGCCAGAGGGGACACCCAAGAUGAUCGGUCUACCUUAGAAUGUGAUCGUUCAAGCAAUAUCAGCUACUUGCCCCACCCGAGUGAUGUCUACAAUUAUCUGUACUACCAGGAACUGCUAAACAUUAAGGACAAGUUAUCAGCCAAGCUUACGGAUGAUGAAAAUAGCGAUCUGGUAAACUAUAUCAAAUUUAUGGAGACAAACGGGGAAGUAUACUGUUUGAGGGAAAAUGGGAAGAAGGGGGGUUCAUCGGUUGGAAAUGCAACCAAGCGGAGUACCGUUAUAGGGAACACGCCUACACAAAGUUGGUUACCCCAGAGUGAUAACCGCCCACGCACGAGGACAAACGAAAUAACUCGCCGGUUUUCUUGCCAAGUGGGCGCGGUUCCAAAUGAUACCAAUAUUGGUUUUCACGAAAGGGGAGGAGACGAUGUCCACAGGGGGAGAGUUGUAAAUUUUUCCUUAUCAGAUGAAGGGGAUAAUCCAAAUGUAGAUAACAGUUUUUAUGAGCAGAAAAAAAGAGUCGGAUUUGAUCUAAGGGGGAAGGUAAAUUACACGGGGUCAGAAGGUUUGCGCAGAUAUGGGUCUAAUGGGGAGGAAGAAGAUAUUCUGAACGGGUCAGAUGAAAAUGAGGGCGGGGCUCAAUUCAUGGCCCGCGAGGAGGGGUACUCCCCGCCGCUGGGGGGGGGAGAAGUGGAUGGCGAGUAUAACUCCGCAGAUGGGAAGUACACAACUGAUGGGAGUUACACAGGCGGUGCGGCAUGCGGCGCGACACACGACGACCCAUACGAUGUGUACGAAGUAGAGAACUACACAGGCAAAGGAAACAUCAAAAAAAAGGCCUCGUUCAGCGACAUGAAAAACAAUUUCAGGAGAAUAAUGUCGCAGGGAAGUGAGGGUAAUGAGAAUGCCCCGGAGGAUGAGGCGGAUGAGGUGGACGAGGCGGAUGAGGUGGACGAGGCGGAUGAGGCGGACGAGGCGGAUGAGCCAGAUGAGACGUGUGAGGGCAAACGAAAUUUGUGUGAGCAAAGUAUUGUCAAGAUAAGGUAUGGGUUGAGUAGAAUCCAGGACAAGAAUUUUUUAUGCCUUGUAGGUGAAGGCCCACCGGAUGUGCUCGAAGUCGACCCCAUGGGUCAGUACUACUUCGGGGAGGACUAG
Messenger RNA from Plasmodium cynomolgi strain B, 2193 nucleotides. RefSeq lists its product as hypothetical. The annotation marks the transcript as partial. NCBI's taxonomy places the organism in Eukaryota, Apicomplexa, Aconoidasida, Haemosporida, Plasmodiidae. The transcript has a single exon. The record is from RefSeq and is a predicted model, not a curated record.